This is a messenger RNA of Heterobilharzia americana, 1342 nucleotides long. Lineage: Eukaryota; Metazoa; Platyhelminthes; Trematoda; Strigeidida; Schistosomatidae. The record is from the annotation of a GenBank genome assembly.
UACAUGAUGUACAUUUAGUUCCCUAGAUAAAUUUGAGUAAUGGUUCUUAAGGAUUUGUACAAAUUAACAGUUGAUAGACACAAAGUAAACAAACACCUCAAAGAACUUUUGAAGAAGCAAUGGAUUGAUGGAGCAAAUUAUAGUGAACUUAAACCGAGAGGUUGACAACUAUCCUUUAUGUACGACCUUCCAAAAAUCCGCAUGUCCAAUGUUCUUUUGAGACCCAUUUUGUCCAUGAUAAAUUCACCUUGUCACAAAUUGGUUGAUUGGUUAGCAAAGAAAUUGGAACCCAUCAGAAAAAUGCUCACAAAUCGUAGCUUGAAAGAUAGAUUCCGAUUCUCUGAAGAACUGGAUAGAUUAGAUAUCUCAGAUAAAUUUAUGAUAUCAUUGGAUGUUUCCUCAAUGUUCAAGAAUAUACCAGUGGAUGAAAUAAUAGACAUAAUCUGCCAACAGACUGAUUUAUUACCACAACUCAAACAAUUACUGCUCCUCUGUACAAAAGGUGUUCAAUUCCAGUUUAAUAAUCAACUAUACUGGGAAACUGAUGAAGCGGCUAUAGGUUCACCACUAGGACCUAACCCAGCUGAUAUAUUCAUGGCUCAUCUCAAGCGAACAAGCUUGAACUCUGCGAUCAAGUAAACUACACAGUACUGCAGUUUUCACACACACACACACACACAAACCAACAAACAAAAAGACAUACAUUUCAAAGGAGAACAGCUGUUUAGACACAUUGUUAAAUUCCCAUUAAUUUUAAGCUUUUAUUCAUAACACAAGAUUCACAAUUGAAAAUAGUGAAUAGUAAUAGAGACAAAAAGCGCGCGCGCGCGUACGCACUCUCUCUCUCACACACACACAUUAACAAACAUGGAGGAAACUUUUUAGUGUAAAAUUACCGGUUUUCUAAGAUGUAGAAGAAGAAAAAGAACAAGAAUAAAUACGUUUCUUAACAAAUUAAUCGGAUUUUCCAAGUAGAUCGAAAAACAACAACAACAACAACAAACGUGUUUACACACAUACUCACAGACUCAAAAUAUAGCUUAUAUUACACACCACCAAAAUGAAACACAUGAAAGAGAUUAACAUACAAAUUAAAAUAAAAUCUGUUCGUGAUAAUAUAAUAAUCAUCAUUCAUCGAUCAAAAUUAAUUAACUUUUCUAUUUGCCAUUGUUGUUUUGUAUUCAAGAUCAAUAGUUCAAUGAAGUAGAAUGUGAUAGCGAAUUAAGGGAAAAACAUAUACAUAUAUGAAGUGCGAACGCACAUGUACGCGAGCGCGCGAAAGAUGAAGAGAGAAAUAAUAAAGAAUUACACAUUAAAAUUGUCUAAUUUUAUUAAUUAUCUC